Molecule: messenger RNA, 1502 nt
Organism: Lotus japonicus
Lineage: Eukaryota; Viridiplantae; Streptophyta; Magnoliopsida; Fabales; Fabaceae
Product: GDSL esterase/lipase At5g45670-like
Exons: 5
Coding region: 186-1259 (357 amino acids)
Molecular function (GO): hydrolase activity, acting on ester bonds
Source: RefSeq, a predicted model, not a curated record
GAAGUUUGCAAUCCUUUAUUAAUGCUGCCAAACUUGUAAUCCUAGUUCACACUUCCAUUUUGACAAUUGAAUUGGCAAUUUGGCAUUGCCCCCCGGUUUAUAAAUACAAGCCCCCAUCCUCUCUUAUUGUCACUCAAAUACAAUUGUUGAAUUCCUUGAUCGACCUUUUGCCUUGAGAGUGAGAAAUGGCUUGUGAGAUCAAAGCAUGGUUGGUCCUCUCUCUUGUUCUCAUGGUUGCCUGCAUGCAACAUAGUGUUCUUGGGAAUUCCCAAGCUGUGCCUUGCCUUUUUGUCUUUGGGGACUCUUUGGCUGAUAGCGGAAACAACAACAAUCUCCCAACAUUGUCAAAAGCAAAUUUCUUGCCAUAUGGGAUCGACUUCCCAACCGGCCCAACCGGAAGAUAUACCAAUGGUCUAAAUCCCAUUGAUAAAUUAGCCCAAAUUUUGGGAUUUGAGAAAUUCAUCCCACCUUUUGCAAACCUCAGUGGCUCAGACAUACUCAAAGGUGUUAAUUAUGCAUCCGGUUCAGCAGGAAUUCGGCAGGAAACCGGAACCAAUUUGGGUACAAAUGUCAACAUGGGAUUACAAUUGCAACAUCAUAGAACCAUAGUUUCUCAAAUUUCCACCAAACUUGGAGGGUUUCACAAAGCUGUAAACUACCUUACUCAAUGCUUGUAUUACGUGUACAUAGGCACCAAUGACUAUGAACAAAAUUAUUUUCUUCCUGAUUUAUUCAACACAAGCCGCACGUACACCCCCGAGCAGUAUGCCAAAGUUCUUACUCACCAGCUAUCUCAUUAUUUAAAGGCUCUUCAUCAUGUUGGGGCAAGAAAGACCGUGGUGGUGAGUUUGGAUCGCUUAGGUUGCAUUCCAAAGGUUUUUGUAAAUGGAUCUUGCAUUGAAAAGCAAAAUGCUGCCGCAUUUCUUUUUAAUGAUCAACUCAAAUCUUUAGUGGAUCGAUUCAAUAAGAAAACCUUAAAAGGUUCCAAAUUCAUCUUUAUAAAUAGUACGGCCAUAAUCCACGACAAAUCAAAUGGUUUCAAGUUUACUAAUGCUCCUUGUUGCACAACAAAUGAAAGGGGGAAAUGUAUUCUUAAUGGAACUCCAUGCCAAAAUAGGACCGAGUAUGUGUUUUGGGAUGGAAUUCAUACUAGUGAAGCUGCAAACAUAGUCACUGCAACAAUUUCAUAUAGUACUUCAGAUUCGGCCAUCGCUCACCCAACAAAUAUCAAACACCUUGUUCAUGAUAUCCUUAAAUAAGUUCAGAUAACUUGGGUUAAAUAUGUAGAAAUGCAUAUUACGCAGGGUAGUCUUUGCCAGCUCCUUUGUUCUCGCAUUUUUUGUUUGUUUGUUUUAGCUAUAGUGUCUACUGUCUAGCCUCUUUUGAUAAAUGGAUGAGGAUUUGCAUCGGUUUGAUCUUUGUUGGGCUUCAUAGGCUCGCUAUCUUUUAUGUAUUUGAUAUUUGGUUGAGCACCUAGACUUGAUUUUGGAUUUUCUUUUUAA